UGGAAGACCAGGACCCCGCUCCGUGAGACUGACCCGGACCACUAAAGUGGGACGCGGUUCUCGAAACAAACUGUCAAGAAAAUGCAAGAACCUCCAAAGAACAUUGAAGAAUUCUUAAAGCUUCAAAACUUGGAUCACUGGCCAAAGGAAAUCCAUUUUGGGGAUAAUGAUAAAUUGUUAUGUACUCUGAAGAAAAUAAAAGAAGAUAGUUCAUUUGCUUCAAUUUAUACACAUCUACGGGGAAAUGUCCCGCGAGUACAUGAUGCGGCCAUGGCCAUGGAGUCAAGAUUAGCAGAGUGUUCAAUUCUUCUGAAAAACCAUGUCUCUGGAAUAUUUGAGUGGAACAGAAUAACUUCCAGGACAAGUUCUCAUGGAAAAUUGGAACAAUAUAAGGAAUUUCUAAGGAAUUACCAUAAGGAAAAGAAGAUAAUGCUUUCAGAUGACAUGGAGACAAAGAAGGAUAUAGAGGGUUGCAACUUCCCAGGAUUCAGAACAAAUGAGCUUACUCAACUACCCAGACAUUUGAAUGCUGAACAGAUUUAUCUUUUUAUUUUAAAAGCCCAUAACUUUGACGGAAAAAUUUUUAAAAUCUGGAAGACUCAUUUCCUCUCAGAAGCCUCUGUUGCUCUUUUGCAUGAUUCCUUUUGGUGGUGGUUUCUCCAUAAAUUUAAGCCUGACAGAGAAAGUCAAGAUUCCUUGUUUGAUAGAAUUUCAGAAAGUUAUGUGUCACUUUUCAUGAGCAUACCUCUAAGUCGAAAGGAUGCAUUCUUUCAGGUGUAUCCUGAUUGUUUGGCACAGGCUAUCUAUGCAACAUUCCAGGAAGCAUUUCCAGAAUCCACUGAUUUCUUUAAUGAUGAAUUUAAAGAAGAUCUAGGGAAUAACAUUUUUCUCUGGUUGUCAGGUUUAAAACCUAAAAAAGACUUUUGGACCCACUGGAAGCUGAACGAACUCUCCACAAAAACCAUUCAUGGUAGCAAGAAAACACCUUCAGAAUCUAUAAAGGACAGGAUUGCAAGAAGUCAAGGACGCUUAUCAACUUAUAUAGACUUCAAUAUGACAAAAAUUUUAAAGAAUCCAGAAGGAUAUACAAUGCCUGCAUCCAAGGAAGAAUCAAGAUUAUCAGGACUACCAACAAAGUCCCAUUAUAGCAGUAGUGGCCCAGAGUUUAAGCGUGUUCUCUUCAAUUUUGGAGGUCAGAGUCCACUGAUUUUAUAUUAUCUUAGGAUGCAUGAGCUAGCUGGUAUUUCCAAAGCCUCUAGACAAGUCAAGAUUAAACUCACUGAAAUAUUGAAAGAACCGCCACCUGCUCCAACUUAUUGUGAUAUUCUAAAGGAGGCAAAAAGACAAUUUGCAAACAACCAAAAGGAUUUUAGAAUGCUCCAAGCAAAGGCUACCAAGAAACCUUAUGAAGUUAAGAAUGAUUUUGAGAAUUUCCUACAAAAACUGCGUUCUGAAGCCCGAACUGAGAGAAAACUUCUGGCAUCACUAUCAUCAUCAACAACAGAAGACUUCAACCUUGAGGAAGAAGAAUGCCAAGAGAAACCAGAAAUAAACUGUAUUUAAGAAUGUAUGUUUAAUUCAAGUACAAUCCAUGAGGGAAAUUAUGCAGACCUUUCCACAAAG
Molecule: messenger RNA, 1623 nt
Organism: Globicephala melas (long-finned pilot whale)
Lineage: Eukaryota; Metazoa; Chordata; Mammalia; Artiodactyla; Delphinidae
Gene: FAM227B
Product: family with sequence similarity 227 member B
Source: RefSeq, a predicted model, not a curated record